This is a messenger RNA of Rhipicephalus sanguineus (brown dog tick), 1878 nucleotides long. RefSeq names its product endoplasmic reticulum junction formation protein lunapark-B. The record is from RefSeq and is a predicted model, not a curated record. Lineage: Eukaryota; Metazoa; Arthropoda; Arachnida; Ixodida; Ixodidae. The coding region runs from base 1 to 441 and encodes 146 amino acids. The transcript has 3 exons.
AUGUCCCUGGAAUCAACGUCUGCGUCUUUUGCUUCUUGCUUAAUUGCAGCAUUCCGGUGUUGCUACUGCUUCCACUGGAACCAGGCGAAGAAGCAACGCCCAGAAUUGCCCAGGGUGCUCGAGUUGCCACAGCCGGGGCUGCUCGCUCUUCCAUCUCCAACUUCGGCUGCACCUGUCCCUGCUGAGGAGUCAUCCAGCACGGUGAACAACCCCAGCAGCGAGAAAGACGCAGACGAAACGGACAUGGAAACAUGCGACGAAGGCUUUGAGAGCAAGCAGGCAAAGGAAGAAGCCCCGCCGGACGACUGCCUUCCCGCCGCCAAAAUCUUGCCGGUUGACGCCUCGGGUGACAUCUUGGGCCCGCACGAGAUGGCCCGCCAGCCAAAGCAGGCUGUCGUGGCACCGCUGCCCAAGAACCCGCUGUCCAAGAAGGACGACUAGGUCACCGGCCACCUUAGAUGUGCCUUAAAAUUUUCUUAUAGCUCCUACUACUAACCAAGACAGACUUUCCAGUGUGUAGUGUGGAGCGCCAAGAUGCUGCCAUGAAUCUUGGUGAGAGAUUAAUGAAGCAAAAUGUUUGUAGCGCUUGUUUUGGAUGAUUGUUUCUCUUAGGGAGGGGUGGGGGGUGGGGUAGGGCUGUGUUUGUGCACGUGUUAUUGGUAGCAAUCUCCCCAUUUUGUUGUGACUGUGUACAGUUAGCAUUCAAAUUGUUUGUUCAAUAAUUGUGACUAGAAUAGUAAAUUAUACGUCGGGUUUCUUUUUUUUUUUUUUUUUUCAUUCUUGUGGCCGGUGCAGUUGAAGGGUCUCAUUGAAUGUGUACGUGUAUGUGCUUUUUUUUUUAACGUAGAGUCCACGCUCAAAAUGAAUUCUUGCGUGUUGGUGGCUGUGAAGUCUCGCAGCAUAUCUUAUGCACUUAAUGACUGUCUGAUUCGCAGCAGUCGUCGAUCAUUGUGCCAGCUUUCACACAGCUCGUGGGAGGGUUUUCUGUUUUUUUUUUUUUAUAUAUGCAAUUGAGUGUCUUUUUCUGGUAAUGUUCGUCACUUGCAUUAUCUAAUUGUGUUUCAAGAGGCCUUAGUAAAGUGCUGCUUGUGUUACAAACCAUGCCCCUGUAGGCUAUUAACUGUGUCAAGUGUUGCGGUGUAUGAUUAUGUGCGCUACUAAAAUUUAAGUGUGAAUACCGGAGAAUUAAGUUUAACAGUUCAUAGAAGCUUCCCAAAAGACAGGAAUAAGGGUAAAAAAUUCGUACGUCACGAAUAGCCUUACGUGCUUUCAUUUAAUAUUCACGAUGCUGUGCGUCUUUACUUGCGUCACAACAGUGCAGUGCUAUUGAUGCUGCUGCUUUAAAAUUGCCAUCAUACUGAUUUCGAUCAAAGUGCCUGCUUUAUUGAUACCGCUGUUUUAACGAGACCUCUCGGUGUCCUGUACAUGCUGUGAAUGGCUUCCUAGUUAUAGUAUAUUGGUCCAUAAUUAAACACCACAUAAAUUGAACUCUUGAUAAUUUGAACGAGACUCGUUCCCAUAAAAUUGAAUUGAUGCAAUGUCAUCUGUUGCAUACACACGCGAUAAGGCCAUCUUACAAUGAGUUGCAUUUUAGUGGCAUUGUCUUAUUGGUUGAUGAAAAAAUGUGUGAAUGCUUUGAAUAUCAUGCUCUGCAAGUUAAACGUGGGCUCUAAUUGCUCUGAAUGUAACUGCUGGUUCAGAUCAUGGUUCUCACUUUUAUAGUCCGUUAUUUAAAGGGAAAAAAAACAUCCUCAUUGUGCAUUUUUUAAGAAGUUGGACUGUUAUAUGUGCCUUGGUUGUCCUUGGUUGUCUUUUUUUUUUCUUGGACUGUUUUGGUGUGUCCUGUUGUGAGAUUGAAUAAAUCUGUGCAGAAACCUC